GGAUUCGCUGGUAGUUUCUGUGAAACAUGUCCAUGCACUGAAUUGCUUGUAGACGGAUGCGAUUGUGGGAAAAAUUGAUUUUGAGGUAAACCCAGACGAUUUGUGCAUGAAGAAGAAAUUUCAUUGGUGAAUGGCGCUGGAAUGCGAAUAUUUUGAGGUGGAAAGUUUGAUGGCGGAAAGCGUGAGCCGUCCGCCAUGUUGGAUUUCAUUGACAAGCCAGGUUACAUAGCUAAGGGUGGUUACUAGUCUGAAGAAAACAAAGAUGGCGCCUACCUGUUGCACUGAACUUGGUGAAAAGUACUUCUGCUUUCUAAAUCAGGCGUUUAUUUCAGACCCCGAAAUUGAUGAAGUCGAUGUGAUACCUUGUUUUGACUGUUGUGGGAAGCAAAAUAAGGAAACAGAAGAUUUCAUUAUUCUAGUAAACCAUAAACUUGGUAUUAAAUCGUGUUGCUUGAGGCCUCUUUUCUUGUUUGCCUAUAAAAUGCUCUUGAAGAGAUGUAGAGAAAGGGAGAAGGAUUGUAGUCUUUCAGUGACAGAGACUGUUCAACUUAGUAGAGCUGUUUUGUUAGUGAAUGCUGAAUGUUACACAGUGUGGAAUAUAAGAAAGGAACUGAUAUCUGCAGGAGUUUUAAGUCUGGAAGAUGACAUCAAGUGUUCAGCUCUUGUUCUUUCAAAACACCCCAGGAGUGCUGAGACAUUUACUCACAGGAGAUGGACAAUAGAACAGCUUGAGAAACUUAAAGGCCAGGAUGAAUUUGUUCAUCGUUGUUUGAGAGGUGAACUUGCCAUAUCUCUACGAGCUGCUGAGAGCUAUGCCGAUAACUACACUGCAUGGAGUCACAGAUCAUGGCUGGUGGAAAGAUUCAUGAAAGACAGGAAAAAAAGAUUAUUUUGUGAACUUCAAGUCAUGAGAAAGUGGACAGAAAGGCAUAUAUCAGACAACUGCGGCUUCCAUCACAGACAAGUGUUACUGAAAUACCUCAAGAAUGUAUGUUCACACAGUGAAGUUUUGCAUUUGCUGCUGUCAGAAUUGGAAUUUACCAGUGAUCUCAUUUUAACCUUCCCAGGGCAUGAGGUCAUUUGGUAUCACAGGAGAUUUGUUUAUCAUUUUUGGAAUAAAUUCUGUACCCCUGGUACCUCUCUGGGUACACUGCAAGAGAUAUCAGGUUCUUCAAAGAUUGGUGAUAACAAUUCCUUAGAAAAUUGUAACAGAAUGUCAAGAAGAUCUUCUCCAUCAACCAUUCCUUCACUAUUUGAUUUAGCAAGUAGCUCGUUCAACUUGUUAAGAGAGUUGAAAUCUGGCUUUAAUUCAUGGACUUCUGUUUCUAAAGAGUUGACAAAUGAUGACAUGUUGGUGCCUCUAUCCACCCCCUCUGAGUUGAGGUUUUGUAAUGAUGUAGUUAUUAGAUGCCAAAGUGUGGAGGGUGAGAUACAGAGGAGAUUUGCAUCAAAUUAUAAAAAAUGGUUACUGCUGCAAAGUAAAUGUUCAUCUGAUGGCUGCAAUGUAGAAGUGUCAAGCACUGGAGAAGCAGCUACAGAGAGCUGACAGGGGAUAUUUGUUUGGGUUCCUCUGGCCACUUCUUCAUCAAAAGUGGAAUCAUUUCUAGUGCAGAGUUAAUAAUGCUUUCAACAUGUGGCAUCUGUAUGUAGUUAACUCAGGAUAAGUGCUUAACAGCCAAGCUAAGCCGAAAGCAUGAAGAUGGCCAAGUGGGUUUUUUAGAGUAUUGUAUGUCUGUAAAGCAGAAGUGAUGGACUCAAAACUGCCGAUGGGCUUUUUUUUCUCUUCGAAAGUGGAUUGGAUUGUCGUUCAUAGACUUCAGCAAAAAGUGACAACAAAUCCAUUACCGUUAUAAGGACCAGUAGAACGUAGGAAUCGCUCGGCGUUGCUUGAGUAUAAUGCAAUGAAUUACUGAAGUUAUUUACUUAAAAUACUAGGUUUUGUCUUUUGAAAAGAAAAGCAAAAGUUUCGCAAGAGGAAUGAUAAAAGACUGUCAUCAACCUUUUGACCAGUAAUAGUGACUGGCUUCUAGUUUCUCCAUACGUUAUCACCUUGAAUCAACUAUAAAGGUCAUGAGAGUUAAAGAAAUGAUCAUCAACCAAAAAAGUUCUUGAUUGUUAAACAAAUUCUCCUUGUCAGCACCUUAGGAAAUGUAUUGAGAACAGUAUGGAGAAUAUACAUGGUGAUGUUAGGUUGCAAAGGGUUAAAUUGUCUCAGUAGAGACAUGAAGUAUAGGAUGUGUAAUUUUCAAAGUUAUAACAAUGACUUUAAUCGGUUUGUUAGAGAUCGUAUCCCCUCGUUGA
Pocillopora verrucosa is the source of this 2301-nucleotide messenger RNA. Its product is annotated as protein prenyltransferase alpha subunit repeat-containing protein 1. Lineage: Eukaryota; Metazoa; Cnidaria; Anthozoa; Scleractinia; Pocilloporidae. Gene Ontology annotation, cellular component: cytoplasm. The record is from RefSeq and is a predicted model, not a curated record. Gene Ontology annotation, molecular function: protein prenyltransferase activity. Gene Ontology annotation, biological process: protein prenylation.